GUCAACAUAACUGGGCCCUAACAUGUUGACUUUAUUGGGCCUACAAGGCGUGGCUUAUAAACAAGAAGCGGUCCAUUAAAUACUGGCGCCAAAAUCAGAAUCACCCCGCCAUGACGAACACUAUUCUCUUCAUUUCAACUCUCACUUCUUUGGAUUCCAAAGAUUUGAAAUGAGGAAGAAAACCCAGAAACCGGAACAUCGAACAGCAAAACCGAAACCAGAACCACCCAAACCUAACAAAACCGCUACUGGAGCCACUGAAAACAAGAUGGGUGAAAAGGAGGCGACGGGGCACCAGCAGUUCUGGCUCUUAAAGACAGAACCAGGAGAGUGGUCGUGGGAAGACCAGGCGGCAAACGGCGGGAUAACGAAAUGGGAUGGCGUGAAAAACAAGCAAGCCCAGAAGUACCUCAAGUCCAUGAAGCUGAAUGACCUCUGCUUCUUCUACCACUCAGGCGCCCGUGCUCGCCGCGUGGUGGGCGUCGUAAAUGUGGAGCGCGAGUGGUACGAGGACGACGGUGGGGUGGCGGUGGACGUGAGAGCGGUCGGGGAGAUGAGGAUGAUGGUGGAUUUGAAGGAGAUGAAGGAGGAUGGUGGGUUGAAGGAUUUUCAGCUGCUCAAACAGCCUCGGUUGUCGGUUGUUCCGGUCUCGGAGGAUGUGUGGAAGAGGAUUUGUGAGCUGGGUGAUGGUUUUGAAGGAGAUGCAAGGAACGAUAAAGAUGGAGCUAGCGAUGAAGAUUAGGUUAAGUCCCUGGUUAGAUGCUUAAUGGGUAUAUG
Molecule: messenger RNA, 777 nt
Organism: Carica papaya (papaya)
Lineage: Eukaryota; Viridiplantae; Streptophyta; Magnoliopsida; Brassicales; Caricaceae
Product: thymocyte nuclear-like protein
Cellular component (GO): nucleus
Source: RefSeq, a predicted model, not a curated record